Vitrella brassicaformis is the source of this 1415-nucleotide messenger RNA. NCBI's taxonomy places the organism in Eukaryota, Vitrellaceae. The record is from the annotation of a GenBank genome assembly.
CCGACAUUCAUUCAUUCAUUCAUUCAGCACACGCACAUGUAUUAUGUCUCAGACUGAUCAAGGCAGCAUACAUAACACAGGCCCGCCAUAAGCACAACCCUACCAGCACUGUGCACCACAACACACGGAGACUACUCUACAAGGCAAAUGCAGUCACGAAUUGUGGCGGCCUUCCUUCAAGUUCUCUUUGAAGCCAUUCGCAUGCAAUGCAUGCCCCCAGCCGACAGACACAUGGAUCCACGCACCGGCUCAUUGCCUUGUCCUUCCAACCAUGAACAUCAGCACUGGACAAUGAAUGCCUCUUCAUUCACCACAGCACAGCGAGCCGUCCAUCUAUUUAUUGGCCUGAAGAGACCGGAUUGCUCAGCAGCGCGGCGUACUCCCAGAGUUUGUACACCCCCGGCAGGACUUGUAUGAACACUCGCUGCAGCUGGAUCGGCCUCUUCUCCUCGUCGACACCAACGAUUCUCGCCUCGUCGAUCACGCCCUUGAGUAUCGGCGGGUUGUCAAAUGGAUACUUCUGCAGACAUACAGGGCAGAGCGUCUUGUUUGCAUCUGUUCGCGCGUGUUGUGUCAUUCGUGUCAUUUGACGCACUUGUCUGCCCCAAGGGGAGACUUCGUCUGGGCAGUCCUGUUGAGAGAUGCUGUAGUCGAAGAGGUACACAGGCUUGUCGUCCAGCCGCUGCGCUUUGUCUGGCAGCAGGCCGACAGUCGCCUUAGCGGUGAACCAAGUGAACUGACUCUUCAAGAUCUGCAAAGGACCCACAUGCAGACAGACAAAGACGGCGGCAGCAAGAGCAUCAUACGAACACAUGAUCAGAGCAACUUAAUUACGUUUGCCCCAUCGAGAGGGUUGAGCAGGAUGAAGUAGAAGAAGAGGUCUUUCCCCUUGCAGUUUGUUUUCUGCAUGAAGGAGCCCUCCCAGACGAGGCCAAACAGCUGGGCAUAAAGCGAGGACAGCGGCUCGAUCAAAUUGGCUGCGACGACCUCCCCAUAAGUGGGACCCUGCAGGCCAUGUGAUGUGUGCAGGACACAACAAAACGCACGCACAAGAGAUGACAGACGCAGAGCGAACGAAUUCGUCUUCCUUCGGCAUGAGCAUUCGCACCAUUAUUGGCUCGUCCUCAACACACCCUGUGUCAGUCAGCAGACACACAAGCGUGACUCACUGCAUCUGUCUUGGCCGUGAGCUGAAUCCCAUGCAUUUUCUGCUUGCCUCUGAUGAAGAUGCUGUCCAGGUCGGCCUGCUUUCUCUUCCGCAGGUCUUUGAUGUCGUUGACGGGCCAUUCGUCAGGGUCUCUAUCGAGACAACCGCCGCUCACCAGGCAAACAGCAGACAGCAGGGGCACCAGCAGAAGCCUCGCACCGAUCAUCUUGUCAUGCGGGCUGCCUGGUUGGCAGCAGUUUGUUGCUCC